Molecule: messenger RNA, 1504 nt
Organism: Prunus persica (peach)
Lineage: Eukaryota; Viridiplantae; Streptophyta; Magnoliopsida; Rosales; Rosaceae
Product: protein unc-50 homolog
Exons: 10
Coding region: 175-939 (254 amino acids)
Cellular component (GO): Golgi membrane
Source: RefSeq, a predicted model, not a curated record
GUCGUUUCUACGUUUUGCUUUCCAGCCAUCUGAAAAUUCUGUACUCUUUCGAGAGGAAGAGAAGAGAGAGGGCUGUGGAAAUUCCAGAGAUCGUAUAGAUCAGCGAAGCAGAGGUGCUUAGAAUUCGAAGAGAAGAUAUACAGAGAAAGAAAGAGGGAGGAGUGCAAGAGAAAGAUGUUGCCUACAACGUCGAGAGGGCGGUCGUCGUCCUCCACAUCUCGUACGAACCCCAUGUUCAUUCAGUACCUUCGAAGAAUAAUCAAGUGGCAACAAAUGGACAUUGAAUAUACUUUUUGGCAAAUGCUUCACCUAUGCACCUCACCAAAAGUUGUCUAUCAGCACACCAAGUACCACAAGCAAACUAAGAAUCAAUGGGCUCGUGACGACCCUGCUUUUGUUGUAAUCUGCAGCCUUCUACUUGCAGUUGCAACUAUGGCUUAUUGUGCUGCGUACGACCAUAGUGCUGCACAUGCUGUUUUUGUAGUUAUUUCCGUUUUGCUUUUUCAGUUUUUGUUCAUCGGAAUGCUUCUGGCUACAUUUUGUUGGUUUUUGACUAAUUCUUACCUUCGUGAAGAGGCACCGAAUAGUCAUGUUGUUGAGCAACGUGUUGAAUGGAUGUACGCAUUUGACGUGCACUGCAACUCUUUCUUCCCGAUGUUUGUUAUGCUUUACGUGAUCCAUUAUUUUCUAUCACCAAUUUUGGUAGCUCAUGGUUUCAUUCCUGUGUUGCUAUCAAAUUUGCUAUUCAUGGUGGCAAUUUCAUACUAUCAUUACCUCAACUUUUUAGGUUAUGAUGUACUGCCCUUUCUGGAGAGGACGACUUUCUUCCUAUAUCCAAUCAGUGUUGUCAUUGUCCUCUCUCCGAUCUUGAUUUUGAGUGGCUUCAAUCCUUCAAGAUACUUUAUGAAUAUGUACUUUAGUCAACGAGUACAGAUUUAAUUGAGGCAAACAUUUAAGACAGCACAUACGUUAAGUUUGGGUACUAAUUCAGAGGCCACACAACUUGAGAAGACAUCGGCGGAUUCUUGAUUGCUUCUAUGAUAUGAUUACUAGCAGGAGGUCACAUAGGGAAAAGCUUUUGUGGCAUUCUUUGUAGGGCAUUUUACCACUGUGAAUGGAAGUUGGAACCAAGGAAGAUAGGGCAUCAAGUGUUUGUUUAGAGAUUCUGAAUAUUGAUCCCAGAGAUGUAUCGAACGCUAUGAUUUGUCUCCAUAUCAAAUCUAUGCUUUGCAUUUACAUACAUAAAUUUUUGAAAAUUUACAGUUGGCUUCUUUUGAAGGUACUGUUCUAAAUUGUACCAAGAUGUUUUGGAGUCAAUUGAAUAGGCCCAGUCACAGCAUACAUCGUCGGUAGGUAGUCCUUCAUUUUCUUUUAUCCUGCCGAGUGUUGUAUUUUUACAUGUAUGGUGAAUAAGCAAUUGGAGAGGGUUGAAACCAGGUUCUAGAAGGCUAGCUCUUUUUGCCACAUUUGUUCAAGAUUUAACUCCGAUGCAGCAGUGUGAAUU